UCUCUCUCUUUACUAGGAUAGGCAUCGUAUGUCAUUCCAGUAUGGGACGUAUAUUCCCAAAAUACGGCCUGACGUCACGCGUAUGGGCUGCAGGCCUGUGUCAGUCGCUGCUGGAUCAGAUCAUCCUGGAAAAAUGAAAACGACUCGAGGCGAGGCAGAUGCACGCUAGACUUGAAGUCUGCAGCGUUUUGAAGAGAAGAUUGGUAUGUCUGGACCCACCUGGCUGUCACCAAGAACUCUGGGUAGCUCAGAUAGAGCCACUGCACCAAUGUCACACACUGGCCCCGCCAUCUACAGACCACCCAAAAAAGGUCUGCCCGACCAGAUGCCCAUGUAUAGCAUGUAUGACCAAAAUGGUGGAACAGGAGGAAAUGGUAUGCCUGUAAGAUACAUGGCUACUGGACCCUCAGGAAAUAUGCAGCACCAGCAUCAAGAUGAUCGCUCAGGGUCUACAGCUUAUCACCCAGGGGACCGAUACUACACUCCAGGCCAGGGGCCCAAAGAGGACCACCACACCUGGAGCCCCCAUCUGGCCAACCAUGAGCUUCAUAAUCGAGGAUCAGAGAAGCACAUCUCUGCUAUUGAUGCAGAAAUAGACUCUCUUACAUCCAUGUUGGCUGAUCUGGACAGUCACCCUCAGAACCCAAGCACACAGCUGUAUGACAAUGUGCCUUACAGCAACCACCUUUCUAUUGACCGCUAUAAUCCAUCCAACCAGGCGGGGCCGCCACCGCCAAGCAGGCCAGCUAUGGGCUACCCUCCUCAACUCCAGAGCCAGUACCACCCGUCUCCACCUUACACCACUACACCUCAGCAAGAAUAUGCUUACCCCCCUCCCUCCUCUGCUGUCAACAGACCUUACCCACAACCAGUGCCUGCCUCUUACACAACCGCAUCCACCCCCACCGGUCCACGUUUUACUGUUCAGGUAAAAACUGCCCAGCCAGUGACCUAUUCUCAGAGCGGGCGACAGGCAGAGCAGGCUUACACCCCACCGCCGCCCCGUCAGCAUGCCUCACGCCCACCUCAGCAAGACCGUCCACAUUAUCCUGAUUCACAGGGGCAGGGCUGGUACCCACCUCCACCACCCCCUGCCCAGGAACCUCAUGGAGAUCCGUCACUCUAUAAAGGGGGAUCAGGAAAUAUGCCAGGUGGGAGAUCUGGCCAGGGACCACCUGUAAAGAAAGGCCAAGACCAAGUCUCGGCAUAUCAGUCUAACAAGCAGGGGUCAGCACAACGACCAGAGGAAGAGUUGGAUCGGCUCACUAAAAAGUUGGUCUAUGACAUGAAUCAUCCCCCUACAGAAGAAUAUUUUGGCAGGUGUGCUAGAUGUGGAGAUAAUGUUUUGGGGGAUGGCAGUGGGUGUAUUGCGAUGGAGCAGGUGUUUCACGUGGAGUGUUUCACCUGUAUCACCUGUCAUGCCCGUCUGAGAGGCCAGCCCUUCUACGCAUUAGACAAGAAGAGCUACUGCGAGAGCUGCUAUAUAAGCACACUUGAGCGCUGUUCAAAAUGUUCUGAGCCAAUCCUAGACCGGAUCCUAAGAGCAAUGGGAAAGGCUUACCACCCUCGCUGCUUCACAUGCGUAGUAUGUGGUUGUUGCCUGGAUGGAGUGCCUUUUACCGUGGAUGCCACCUCUCAGAUCCAUUGUAUUGAUGACUUCCACAGGAAGUUUGCCCCCCGCUGCUCUGUAUGUGGGCACCCUAUAAUGCCGGAGCCUGGACAGGAGGAGACGGUGAGGAUUGUCGCACUGGAUCGCAGUUUUCAUGUGAACUGCUAUGUGUGUGAGGAGUGUGGACUUCUCCUUUCCUCUGAGGGUGAGGGAAGAGGCUGCUAUCCCUUGGACGGUCACAUUUUGUGCAAGAGCUGCAGUGCCCGUCGCAUCCAAGACCUCUCUGCUAAAAUCUCCACUGACUGCUAACAUCUCCUUUUAACCUUUCUAUAUAAUAGAUAUACUUCGGAAUGCACCACUAUCUAAAAAUCAUCACCUGGUAUUUUUACAAGUUUUUGUCACACAGAUUUGAAGACCUCCCACUCAGGGAAGCAGUAAGCUAAAAAAAAACAAUAGCUCUUAUUCUUAGAUUAGUUUCACUCGAGUUGUUUCCUUUAAGAAAAGAUGGUGAAUGUAAUGUGAUGUUAUAUUGCGUGUGUGCAUGUGUGUGCGUGUAGUUACAAAAUGUAUACAGAAUGAAAGUGUUUUGAACAGGGUACAUUUCUAGCAUUUGGAAACACAGUUACUGCCAUAAAGUUUUACGAUAUAAAAACUCCCACGGUAAACAUAGCUAGGCAAAGCUUAAUUCAGACUACCCCUCCUAGGUUUUGAUGGCAAAUGGGGUCACUUUGCAUUGUCCCAACACUCUCAGAAAACAAGGGUACAAAAGUUGUCACUGGAACUUUUAUAAAGGUCUUAAUAUGUUCCAUUUUGGUACAGAUAUGAACCUUUUAUGAACCAGUAUGCAUCUUUUAGGUACCCCAGUGACAACUUUUGUACCUUUUUUUUGAGUGUUCACUCCGACCCCCAUUUGACUUCACCUACACUUUUUUAUCCUAUGCUAAGCACAAUAGUGUCCUGUACUCAUUAGUUUGACACUUGAAUUGUAUGAUUGUGGUUACUGAAGGAUAUUAAAGGGAUAGUUCGGCCAAAAAUGAUAUUGAACCCAUGAUUUACUCACCCCGAAGCCAUUUUUCAGACAAACAUAUUUUCAGUUAUUUUAGAAAAUGUCUUAUAUCUUUCAGCUGCUAAACAGUAAAGUUACGGGGUCCACGUCCUUCAAGUCCAAAAAAUGUGCAUCUAUCCUUCACAAAAUAAAUCCAAACAGCUCCAGGAUGAUAAACAAAGGUCUUCUGAGGGUAACCCGCAUGGUGUUGUUGCAGAAAUAUCCAUAUUUAAAACUUUAUAAACGAAAAUAACUAGCUUCCGGUAGCGCCACCAUCUUAGACUCCUCUGUAUUCAGGAGAGACUAUUAGCGUAGUGUACGCACUUUUCUUAGUGACGUAUGACAAAUUCGAAGGGCGGGGGCACAGAGCAGCAGCAGAGAAACCUCCGUAAACUGCGUACGCUCUCAUCUUGAAUGCGGACGCGACUAAGAUGGCGGCAUUACCGGAAGCGAGUUAUUUUCGUUUAUAAAGUUUUAAAUGUGGAUAUUUCUACAACAAAACGGUGCGGAUUACCCUCAGAAGACCUUUGUUUAUCAUCGUGGAGCCGUUUGGAUUUAUUUUCUUUAUUUUUUUGGACUUGAAGGACGUAACUUCACAUUUGAUUAACUGAAAAAUCUAAAACAUUUUCUAAAAUAACUGCAAAUGCGUUUGUCUGAAAAAUGAUGGACAUAUGCAUCUCGGACGGCUUCGAGGUGAGUAAAUCAUGGGUUUAAUAUCAUUUUUGGCCGAACUGUCCCUUUAACACUGUAUUUCAUUUACUGAGUGAUUAUUAUGAUAAAAAGUUGGAAAUAUUAACAUAGGCAGCCCUUGGCUCUGAUAUUGUCUCUUCAACUAGCUUAGGUUAAUAUGAAUGCUUUUGUCACCUUUAAACUAUUAUAAGCCAUAACCUGUUAUAUAGGAACAAAGGGUUCGUGUACCAUCACCUCUUAAAUGAAGGAAAUCUCUUGACUAGAGAUAUUAGUUAGUUGUCAUGUAAAGCGUUAGGUGUACGGUAAACCUACGGUGUUAGAUCACAAAUAGGUUGAUGUAAAUUUGAAUCUGAAAUCCGAAUUAAAAAGGGUGCUUUUGACUUGUUAGUCUGAUUAGUAAAAGGGAUGGUUUAACUUGAGAACAGUAGUUGACGUUUGCAGCUGCUAGGGUAGAUAACUGAAUAAUGUGACUUAGAAUUUAUUCGAUUUGAUCAAAGUCUUGGUCAGCUUUAUUACUAAACAUGUGUCCAUUAAUGACUAACAAAAGAAAUUGGAAAUGUAUGCUGUUUUUUAUACUUUGCUUUAAUUUCAUUGUUUGUUACAUUUAAACAAUGGUCAACAUUCAUCUGUUACACUUUUCUUGGUAUUUUCAUCUUGUUUUCAGUAAAAAAUUUCAAAAAAUUCUUUAAGAUGCUUUUUCUUAAUAAUUCAAACCAAAAAUAUUGAAUUUAAGUGAUUUUGUGCAUAAAACAAGCAAAAAAAAUCUGCUAAUGGGGUAAGAAAAAAUCUUUAACAUUUUCCUUAAACACUACAUUCAAGAAAAAAUUUGCUUACCCCAUUGGCAGAUUUUUUUUGCUUGUUUUAUGCACAAAAUCACUUAAAUUUGAUAUUUUUGGUCUCAAAACUAAACUUAUUUUCUUGGGUCGUUUUGCUUAUCAAGAAAAAGCAUCUUAAUUUUAGAUAUUUUUACUGAAAACAAGACAAAAAUACUAAGUAAAGUUUUUCUUGAAAAUCAUUUUUUGCAGUGUACCCGUCACAAGGUGUCAAUCAAGGCUUUUGAUUCUUUAAAAAUACUAUUUGCAGUCUAAUGUUCAAAUGAAUAGUGAAAGUUAUCUUGAAGCUGUAAGCACAAAACUGUUCAGAUGGCCGUGUGCUUUAUUUAUUGACUUGUCUGGUAUUAAGGUUGCUUCAUAAUAGAGUCCAUCUGAAAUAAUUUGCUGCCAAAAAUUGCUUUAUUGUGAAAAUCACUUUGCCACUUUGCUUAUGUAUUUUUUCCAACAUGUUAGAAAGCGUCCAACAACUCCCUCUAUGCUGUGGUGUUAUUUUGCUUUCCAUUGUGGAUUUUUUUUGCCAGAAAGCAUUUUCUGAACCGGUUUUCAUCAUGGAUGAUUACUGAUUCAUAAGCAUCCCUGAUUUCAGGGCUGUUUUGGAUGAAUGUUGCAUUUAUUAUUUUUUUUCUCUAAUAUUCAUAAGCAUCCCUGAUUUCAGGGCUUUAUUGGAUGAAUGUUGCAUUUAUAUUUGUUCUCUAAUAAUUGAUUUUACAGAGAGAAAAGGUGUUUUUCAUAAAUUCAUAUCUGUUUGUCCAGCACGUUUUUUGUCCAAUGUAUUUGUACUCAACCAUGUUCUGAAAUAUGAUCUGAUGAACUGUGAAAAAUAAACAGAAAAGCUUUUUUGGAUGUAA
Messenger RNA from Misgurnus anguillicaudatus (oriental weatherfish), 5025 nucleotides. RefSeq names its product thyroid hormone receptor interactor 6 (gene trip6). The record is from RefSeq and is a predicted model, not a curated record. Gene Ontology annotation, cellular component: cytoplasm; focal adhesion; stress fiber. Gene Ontology annotation, biological process: signal transduction; positive regulation of non-canonical NF-kappaB signal transduction. Lineage: Eukaryota; Metazoa; Chordata; Actinopteri; Cypriniformes; Cobitidae.